AUGGCAACAAAUAACAGAGACCUGACAAAUGUGGAUUUUGAUAACGACUGGAAAUGUGCCUGUCAACAAUCAAAUGAUGAAACUGAUGAAAAAACUAUUAUUUCAACUGCAAAUAACAUUAAUAUAGAUCAACAAUGGUCUUCUAUAGAAUUACCACAUAUUAUCAAUAAUGUUAAACAAUCCUGUAAAUGGUGGUAUCGAAAACAAUUUGAUUGGACAUCAGUAAAUCAACAAUCUGAACAACUAGUCUAUCUUAAUUUUGAACCAUCAGAUAAUCAUGAUAAACAAUCCAAUAUCAAUGCAAUUAUAUGGCUUAACGGUAUACAGAUCUUUUCAGGUUCAUUAGUAUCAUUAAAAGAUCCAAUUGAAUUAUCUUCAAAAUUAUCAUAUAGUGAAAAUAAUCAUAAUAAUAUCUUAGUUAUUUGUUGUAUUAAUACAACUCUUUCUCUUCAUGCUUGUCUUCGUAUUCAUGGAAAAGUAAUUUGUGCUACUGGACAUAUGACCAUAGAUGAAAACAAUCUUGAUAAAUAUAAAGAUUCAGAUGAAAAAUCAAAUGAUAUUCUUGAUUAUACAGUUAGUGUUGAUGGUCCUGAUGGACUUAUUGAUCUAAUAUUUAAUCAGAAACGAAAAUCAAUAGUUACACCAACACCAUUACAACAUCCUUCUCGAUCGAUUAUAAAUGAAAAACAAACGAAUGAAAAUCAAGAUAAUCUUAGUGAUGAUCUUCUUGUAUCUCGUCUAGCUAUUGUUAUACUUAUCGUUGGUACAAGAGGUGAUGUUCAACCAUUUAUUGCUCUUGGUCAAAGACUUCAUGCAGCUGGUCACCGUGUACGAUUAGCAACACAUGAAAUAUUUCGAUCAUUUGUUCGUGGUAAUGGUCUAGAAUUUUAUCCAUUGGCUGGUGAUCCAGCUGAUUUAAUGUCGUUUAUGGUAAAAAAUGCUGGUAUUAUUCCUUCGAUAAGUAGUAUUAUCGAAGGUGACGUGGGAAAAAAACGUCGUUCUCUUGCGGAUAUUCUUGAAUCAACAUGGCAAGCAUGUAUAGCCGAUGAUGAUGAAACAAAAGCAGCAUUUAUCGCUGAAGCAAUCAUUGCGAAUCCACCAUCAUUUGGUCAUAUUCAUUGUGCAGAAAAAUUACGAAUUCCUUUACAUAUUAUGUUUACUAUGCCUUGGUCACCAACAACUACUUUUCCACAUCCAUUAGCAAAUAUUGAUAGUUCAAUUGGACCAAAAGACAAGAUUAAUUUGUAUUCGUAUGAUGUCAUUGAAAUGCUAACUUGGACGGGUAUGCGUGAUAUUGUGAAUAAUUUUCGUAAGAAAACAUUAGAUUUGAGAGAAUUACAUACACGACAAGCAACAAAUGUAUUAAUUGAUGAAUCUGUACCACAUACUUAUUGUUGGUCACCUUCGCUUGUCGCAAAACCUAAUGAUUGGGGACCACAUAUUAAUGUUUCUGGCUUUUUCUUUCUCAAUCUUGGUACUGCUUAUACUAAUCCACCAAAAGAUCUAUUGGAAUUUCUUGGAAUCAAUAAUGAUGGCCAUCAGAUAGAUCGUAAAUUAUCUCCACCAAUCUAUAUUGGUUUCGGUUCUAUUACUGGUCAUGAUUCUCGUCGUAUUCUUCGGAUUGUUGUUGAUGCUCUUGAUCGAACUGGAUAUCGAGCUCUAUUAUCUGGUCUUGCGACUGAUACAGAUCAUUUACCUUCUAAUAUAUUCAAAAUUGGCAAUGUACCACAUGAUUGGCUUUUUCAAUAUGUAUCAGCUGUAUGUCAUCAUGGUGGAGCAGGAACAACAGCAGCUGGUUUACGCGCUGGAAAACCAACAAUUAUUGUACCGUUUUUUGGUGAUCAAUUUUUUUGGGGUAAAGUUAUUGAAAGGAGUGGAGCUGGUCCACGUCCACUGCCUGGAAAAUCGAUUACUGUUGAUCAAUUGGCUGAAGCUUUUCAUUUUGUACAUAAAUCAACUACAUGUGCUGCUGUAGAACGUAUUCGUGAUGCUAUUUUGAAAGAAGAUGGAUGUGCGGCAGCAGUAGAAGCAUUUCAUGCUAAUUUACCUUUAGCGCAAAUGCAUAGCGAUUUAGAACCAACAUUUGCUGCUUGUUAUCGUUCAGAUAAAUAUAAUAUACAAAUAUCACGUCCUGUUGCUCAAGUACUUGUUGCCGCUGGAGCUAUUCAAGAAUCAGAACUUCGUCGUCAUGUUAUACGAGAAUGGCAACUUAUGCAUAAUCAUCGCAUGCGUUUACUUACUCAUGGUAUAAUUGAACAUUCACAAAAAGCUUUUUCAUGUAUGUUCAUUGAUACUGCCGCUGACUUAAAACGUGCUGCUAAUAACGAUAAUGCAGCUAUGGGGACAUUAGAAGGUGCUGGAAGUGUUGCAAAAAAUAUUGGUCUAGGAAUAGGCCAUUUAACGAUUGGGUAUCUAUCAUUAUAUGGUGAAAUGACCGAUGCACUCGAUCGUGUUACUUUCCUUUAUGAUCCCUACAGUGAUCCAAAGGCACGUCCACGACCUCGCGUCACCGAUUUCAAGUCAGGUGCCCAGGCGGCUGGUCAGGCCUUAUGGAAUGGCUGGAAAGAUGGAGUUACUGGUAUUAUAAAACAGCCACGUGUCGGUUAUGAACGACAUGGUGUAUUAGGUGGUGCCGCUGGAUCAUUAAUAGCGACCAUCAAUAUGGGUAUGAAACCUGCGGUAGGCACACUAUCAUCACUCACAUGGCUUAGUCGAGGAACUUAUGCCAGUGUGAGAAAGACAGUAGAAACUUAUAGAAACGAAGGAAGACGUUUUUCAACAAAAUUAUUCGAUACAGCAUCAUCAGCUCAAGACAAUGAACAAUUACAAGUAGAUGACGAUGAAGGAAUCUCAUCAGCCGCUAAAACAGCAGCAAUCAGAUCAGGUUUUCAUCCAAAAGUAUGCCAACAUAUUCUUGAUGGAUUUGAAAAAAUUAAAAUAGAACACGAACAAAAGAUGGUUUCUUCAAUGGAGAAAAAAAAGAAUAGAUUCGAGGCCUUUUCCUGUUGUGGGGAAACGCCAGUUUUAUCACCGAUAAGACGUCCGAAUUCAUAA
Molecule: messenger RNA, 3054 nt
Organism: Rotaria sordida
Lineage: Eukaryota; Metazoa; Rotifera; Eurotatoria; Philodinida; Philodinidae
Source: the annotation of a GenBank genome assembly